AUGAACGAACCAAUUUUUACCUGUAACGCUUGUGUUACCCAAUUCAAGUCCAGUGAUCUUCAAAGAUAUCAUAUGAAGACUGAUUGGCACAGGUACAACUUGAAGAGAAGGAUUGCUGAUUUAUUACCUAUUUCAUCAGAUGAAUUUGCAGAGAAAUUACAAACAUCUGAAAGGGAGCAAGCUAAACAUCAGGUUGAUGAGUUUGGUUUCCCACUAUUAAAAUCAUUACCUAAGCAUCAUCACAAACACAAUAAUGAAGUUACCAAGUUAUCAAAGGUCAAAUCCGAAGCAACCGACGAAUCUGAUAUAGAUGAAAAAGUGAGGACUAACCUAACAAAGACUACUUCAAGAACUGACUCAGUUACUUCCGAAUUUUCUCAGGUAUCGCUAGAAAGUAGAGAAACUUAUGGUGAGGCUACUGCUUCUGAAUAUGGAUUCACUAGUGAUUCUAAUUAUGAAAAUGAUACGGCCGAUACAGAUGAUAUUGAUAACGAUUCUAGUGAUAUUGACGAUGUCCAUUUUACGAGCUCUAGAAUUACUAAGUGUAUAUAUUGUGGUAUUGAGAAUAAGGAAAUAAACAGAAAUGUCAAACAUAUGUUCCAGAAACAUGGUCUUUAUGUCCCUGAAAGGUCAUAUUUAAUAGAUUUACCAGGCCUUCUAAAUUUUUUAUACGACCUAAUUGUCAUUAACCACAAUUGUUUAUGUUGCAACUUCAUAGGUUCAUCAUUAGAGAGUAUUCGUGCUCAUAUGGAUUCAAAACGUCAUUGUUGGAUGCCUUACGAAACUUGGGAACAGCGUGAAGUAUUUGAACCUUUCUAUGACUUCAGUUCGCUUGAAGAAGAGAGUAAGGCUAAAUCAUCAUCAUCAUCUAAUAAUAGCAACAAGAAAAACAUUAGAUUCGCUGUGGAGGAUGAUGAGAAGUCAGACGAAGAUGCCUCUAACGAUUCAGAAGAAGAACCGACUGGUAUAAACUCAAAUUAUACCAGAGUUGAAAUAGAUGAUACCGGACUCGAAUUAACUCUUCCAACUGGUGCAAGAUUAGGCCACAGAGCUGGCCAAAGAUAUUACAGACAGAAUAUUCCUACGCAUGAAACCUCAGAAAGUAGAGCCACUGUAACAGCAGCCGAUCGAAGAUUGGUAAGUGGGAUUACUGAAAGGCAAUUUAAACAAGGUAUUAAGAACGGCCAACAAAUGGAAAAGAGAGCUAACGAUGAUAGAUUGCGCAAAGAAAUGAAGAGAAUGAACUUCCAAACCCAUUACAGAGAUGAAUUCCUGCAAUGA
This is a messenger RNA of Maudiozyma saulgeensis, 1281 nucleotides long. NCBI's taxonomy places the organism in Eukaryota, Fungi, Ascomycota, Saccharomycetes, Saccharomycetales, Saccharomycetaceae. The record is from the annotation of a GenBank genome assembly.